Messenger RNA from Symbiodinium necroappetens, 2511 nucleotides. NCBI's taxonomy places the organism in Eukaryota, Dinophyceae, Suessiales, Symbiodiniaceae. The record is from the annotation of a GenBank genome assembly.
AUGAAAGUCCUUGCACGGGGCAAGAUCCGAGAGGCACCCUCACCCAUGACAUGGGUAGCUGGACUCCUAUCUCUUCAGCAAGAAGGUGGCUGGGAUCAUGCUGUCGUCAUUCAACAAUGGAACGAACAAGCGAGCAAGGCAGAGCGGCUCGUCGGUGGCCGCUUCAUGACAGUCAAGAAUAUUCUCGAGUUGGAACCCUCAGUCCGCUCAGUCUUGCAAGAUGCAAUUAACCAAUGCGGCUCCCCCUACUCGGACGACUCCCUCAGCACGAAAAAAUUGGUCCUGGGAUUUGUGUUCCGGGGUGCCCGGGUGACCAAGCAGAGCAAUUGGUGGAAGUACGGCCAGGUGACCAACGAAAGUACAACAUUGGCUUUGAAGUACACGAAUGCCUGCUAUUUCCGGAUGCCUCGGAAUUUGCGGACAAAGCCGACCAAGACAGUAUUGGAGGCUCGAAGUGAGUUCUGUGCACUGGCAGUGGCUUUGCGUGACAUGGCUGCUGGGCAGGUGGCAAACAUCGAGCCCUUCCUGAACAAGAGGUGGCUGUCACGGCUGGAAAAUGGUGACGUUGGGCUGGAAGUGGAGCAAGGCCUGAAACAGCUCAUUGAUGAGUUUGCCGGCAACCUGCCUGGCAAGGGAACGCUUGGGGACUCAGCAGCUGCCUCCGGCUGCAAUCUGGACAGGGCACAGCUAGAAGUGGACUUGAAGACGUAUGAGCUCCUCAAGCAAGAGAUUGAGUUUGACAUGCAAGCCUUUACAGUGUACUUGGCCAACAGUGCCAGCCACAAGAGUGCAGUGGCUCAUCAGCAGAACCUUUGGCAGCUGGAUGAAGCCCGGGCAGCUGCAGAUGCGUUUCUUGAUCAACAUGUGACUUUGGCUGCAAGAAAAGGAGACCAGUCCAUUUCUUGGCUGCAGCAGAGUUUUUUUAUUGCAGCAGCUUUUAAGGUGACAGCUUUCAUUUGGGAGCAGAGCAAGGAUGGACAGGAUCCGGGCAUGGUCGGGGUCACGGCAUACCUGGAAUCCCAGCAAAGCCGCAUGAAGCGGUGCCAGAUGGACAGGGUUGCAGACCACCAAGGAGCGAUAUUCAAGUUCCUCCAGCACAGCUUGGCUGAUGUCAACAACGUUGCUGUGCUUUUGAAUCCUCUCUUCAGCUAUAAGAAGAACGGCCGAUAUGCAGAAGAGCACGCCGUGCUGCAACGCAUCGCCAUGACUGGUGUGCAGAUGGAUCGCCUGCUGCAUUGGUGCAUUGUUGCCCAGGAUGACAGAGAGGAUCGCCCCUUGAGCUAUCCUGGUCACCUGCUGACCAGUGUAGCAACCGACACCCUUCCGGCUGGAGAAUUCCUCUGGCGGAAAUCUACACUCUUCAAGCGGUCUCGUACCCCAGAGGCGAAGCAGCUUGGCGGUCGAGAAAUGAUUUCCGUGGAGGAGGUUGGUGAGACAUCGAUGCCAGCAAGCCCAAGCAUUCAGCUGUCUGGCACAGUGAAGGGAGCCCAGAAAUGGGCCCAGGUUGGGCCGGAUGCUGCAACAAAGCUGCUGCAGUCCCUGGUGGCAUCUAGGUUUGAGGUUUGUGACGGAGUCAUGUUUGGGCUUUGCUUGCUUCGUUGUCAGGACGGCAUGGACUUGCCUGGCAAAAUGGGGCUGGACAUCAUCGACUUGUUUCCAUUUGUCGGAAACUUUCUCGAGGCCUUUGUGAACCUCCAACAGGGCUCCCGCAAUACCUUGCACUACAUUUGCUUCCUGCCGAACAUGGAGACACAUGAAUGGAUGCAGACGUACUACAGGGAAAUGCUUGCCGACAGAUUCAUGGAGGGAAAGCUGUCACCUGAGAAGCCGCCCGCAGAGCAUCUCGUGGCAGCUCCUGUGCCUGCCACACUGAAGAAGCUGAUUGUGGUGAAGGUAAUGAAAAAACGUGCCUCCGACUCCCAGAUCAGCAACGUGGUGCCGAAGAAGCUGCGUUUGGACCUGUCGACCCAGGGCAAGAUGUAUCUUGUGAAUCCCAAUGAGAAAGAAAAGGUCUCAGUUACAGCCGGCACCAUUGCCACUGGCUUUGGCAAGGGGAAAUGGUUGCAGGAGAAAGCCAAGGAAGUGGAGCUGGAUGUUCAAACUGAUGUGGGCUUUGUCGUGACGGAAAUGGGGCAGUGGAUCAUCCUGGACAACAGUUACACAACAGUUGAGAAUGCUCUGCACUCCAAGGUUGAAAAGCGGAUCCAGUACCACAAGAUGCAAGACGUUCCUGGCCAGCCCGGAAGCUACAAGGAGCACAAGGUCUUCUUCCGCCCAGACAAGGCCCAGCUGACCGGGAAGAUGACGCAAGUGAACAGUGCUCUUUUGUCAGAAGUCUCAAGUUGGAACAGCAGCGUGACUAAGCAAUGCUGGGUUAUGCAGCACAGCAUAAAUGGAUUGGGUCCGGUACGACCAGUCAUUGUUUUCCCACACGAUUUCGAAGUUCCUGCCUCGAAGUGCAUGGAGCUGAUUCCAGGCUGGAUGCCUGAAGGCAGCUCUGCAAUUUUGUAG